UACAGAUUGUUAUUGGGUGACUUUGAGAGAGAAGAUGGAAAAGACUGUGGCUGUUUUGCUUGCAUGUAUCGCGAUAUGCGGUGCCAAAGUUUCCCCACCCAAAGUGAAAUGCUCAGAGACCCAAAUGAGGGUAGAGGUUCCAAUGCCUGCUACCGUCAAGGGGGUGUACAUCGAGGGGUUGCGAGAGUACCCUGACGUCGCCUGCAGACCACACACGGACGCCACUGGCGCCCUGGCUGUGUUCGAGUUCGAUCUACAGGAUGUCUACCGAUGUGCUGUCACCAGGGCUGUCAAUAAGCAAACGGGGAAACAAAUAUUCUAUCAAACCCUAAUAAUAGAGCACAUGGAAGAUAAAGGACACACUCUCAAAGAAACUCUUCAUGUCAAAUGCUCAAUCUAUUCCAUUAGAAACCACACCGUUUCCAAAAGGAAUGUUUUGCCAGCAGGUUUCCAAGAACCAGAGGAAAUCGAGAUAUUGACGACGAACGACACGAUAGGGAGAGCCCCCGAACCUAUACUGGGUGUUGGCGUCAGACAGUCCGGAAAAUUGGUUACCGGCGAACUGAACGUUUCCCCUGGCACCCCCCUCCAGAUGGAGAUUUUCCUGGACAAAGUUUCGGCGCCGAUAUACGGUCUUCUAGUCACCCACAUGCAAGUCACGGACACUAAGGCACAAGAGGAAACUAUCAUUUAUAAUGGAUGUUCUGUGGACCCCUACCUUUUCGAAAACUUCAACACUGUAGACGGUGACUUCUUAUCAGCCAAAUUUCGAGCAUUCAAAUUUCCGGAAUCGACAUACGUCCAGUUCAAAGGAACCGUCAACGUCUGUCUAGACAAAUGCAAGGGGAUCGAAUGUAGCGAUGGACAAAUCGGUUAUGGAAGAAGAAAAAGAGCCAUAUCGGAACUCCCAGCGGAUCCGAAUAAAAUUUUCGAAAUCUCCAUCACGUCGUUCAUCAAAGUUGGCAACGAGAACUCCGAAGUAGUUGCUAGCGAGAAGAGUUAUACCAACAAGAAAUUCAUAGUCGGUAAUCAGUUAGCCGAGAAGGAGUUUGUUGAAGAUGAAUCUAUCUUCAGAGGAGUUCCACCCCAAGAAGUCCUAGAACUCAAAGAAGAGGAAAAAUACACAUCCAUAAUGGCCGAAAAUUCAAGUUCUCCAGUGAAAGCAGCAGAAAUUUCGAUUCUGCUUGUUGCGUUCGCCAGGUUGUUUCUGUGAGAACAUCCCAAACUGCGAGUGCUAAAUUAUAAUCAUUCUGUAAAUAUCUGU
Messenger RNA from Phaedon cochleariae (mustard beetle), 1264 nucleotides. Lineage: Eukaryota; Metazoa; Arthropoda; Insecta; Coleoptera; Chrysomelidae. The record is from the annotation of a GenBank genome assembly.